Messenger RNA from Aspergillus affinis, 1428 nucleotides. RefSeq names its product putative nucleosome remodeling complex ATPase subunit (Snf2h). The record is from RefSeq and is a predicted model, not a curated record. Gene Ontology annotation, cellular component: nucleus; elongator holoenzyme complex. Lineage: Eukaryota; Fungi; Ascomycota; Eurotiomycetes; Eurotiales; Aspergillaceae. The coding region runs from base 1 to 1428 and encodes 475 amino acids. The transcript is spliced from 7 exons. Gene Ontology annotation, molecular function: DNA binding; ATP binding; ATP-dependent chromatin remodeler activity. Gene Ontology annotation, biological process: positive regulation of transcription by RNA polymerase II; tRNA wobble uridine modification.
AUGCUGCAUGGUACGGUUGAAGAAAGAGAGAAGAUCAAGGCUCCCAUCAGACGGGAGAAGAUCUCCAGAAAGGGUAGUUCCUCUGUGGCUGACAUUGUGAUCACGUCUUACGAGACUCUCAUUUCCGAUAUUGUUUGGUUCCAGCGUGCUUUUGUCUGGAGGUAUGAGGUGCUCGACGAGGGACACAGAAUCAAGAAUGGGCAUUGCAAAAGAGCUCAGAUGUUGGCUCGACUGCGGACAGACUUCAAGCUAGUCUUGACGGGAUCAGCCGAGAGAAUGGAUAACUCUGUGGAGGACUUUGGAAGUGGCGCCUCAGAUGCAACCUCCUCUCAGCCUGAGCCUAAAGCCGAGAAACGAAAAGUUCGAAUUCUCGAUAACAUCCUGAUGAAAUUGCGAAAGUGCUCGAUUCAGCCUUAUCUCUUGAACGACGCAAUACCGGAUGAUUAUGAACCAGGCAAUCGCAUCAUCGAAGCCUCAGGAAAGUUUGCCGUUCUGCGGAAGAUUCUUGUGAAGCACGUCCGACUCGACGGAGGAACACCCAGUGCCAUGAGGAACCUGUCCAUGUACCUCUUUCAAAUAGAUCCCCGGUACAUGGUAUUUCUUGUUUUCAUCCGUGCCGGAGGCGAAGGUCUGAAUCUUAUCAGCGCGUCGACUGUGCUGUUUCUUGAUGAAGACUGGAAUCCACAGGUGAUGAAGCAAGCUGAAUCACGAGUCCACCGCAUGGGUCAAACCCAGCCAGUUGAGAUUUUUUGCAUUCAGGCGAAGGGCACGACCGAGGGGCAGAUGUCGCGUCGCCUGGUCAAGAAGGCUUACCUAGCAGCAACCAUUACAGGAAACACAGAGCUCGAGCCUUCUAUCUCAGUGAAGGCUAUCGGACUCGGUGAUGCAUUUCAGCACCAGACUCGCUGGACAACUUUGCGCUACUCUAUCUGGCCUUUUUGGAGACAUGGUUUCCAACGCUGCCAAGCCUCUGUACCCGAAAGAUUUAAGCAUUCGGUCAUCACAAUGGAUGAAGAAAGGGCAUGGAUAGAGAAAUCUGCCCGUGUGGGAACCAACAACUUUAAUGGUGAAACUGUGGACACCAGCGGCAGGUCGUUCUCGGUUUACAAAGAAACUGUCCCACUGAAUCUCUUUCGCGCUGCCAGAAGGAUCGGAGAAGAGCGCACGGUCAUGAUCGAUGGAUUUGCGGUCUCGAAAGACAGUAUACUCGACAGUGCACCCCUGUCUCCUGGUGGUAAACCUUUCGAAAAGCAGGAAGGACGCAGUUCAACUGCCAAAAUCUCCCACGAGCUCCAAGCGGACGAUGCAAUCGAACACAAAUGCUUCCUGACUGACGCCAGCCGCUUAUACGAUUAUGUGCUGGGUCUUUACGACCUUGAGCUUACGCCACUGGUAGCUCAGCAAGCUCAAAUGGACCAAUAUGGAUAG